UUAUUUCCAUUUUCGCGAUCGUGCUGGCAAAAUCUUUAAAAUGACUAAAACAAGAUUCAACACGUACGAUGUCGUGUGCUCCGUGACGGAGUUGCAGAAGUUGAUCGGUAUGCGAGUUAAUCAAAUCUACGACAUAGACAACAAGACCUACCUCAUCCGCCUGGCGCGCAAUGAAGAGAAGGUGGUGCUGUUGUUGGAGUCGGGUUUACGCUUUCAUACAACCAGCUUCGAGUGGCCAAAAAAUAUGGCACCGUCCGGUUUUACGAUGAAACUUCGCAAACAUCUUAAAAACAAACGACUCGAAAGCUUCCAGCAACUUGGUGUGGAUCGAAUUGUCGAUCUUCAGUUCGGUUCCGGCGAGGCUGCCUACCACAUCAUUCUAGAGCUAUACGAUCGCGGAAACAUUUUGCUUACCGAUUGCGAGCUGCGCAUACUAAACAUUUUGCGGCCACACGUAGAAGGAGAAGAGUUGCGGUUUGCCGUACGAGAGAAGUAUCCGAAAGAUAGGGCGAAGCAGGACACUGGACCACCAUCGGUGGAGCAGAUCAAGGAAGCGAUUCAGCGGGCGCGCCCUGGCGAUACGCUUCGAUCCGCUUUGAAUCCCGUGCUAGAGUACGGUGCAUCAGUGAUUGACCACGUACUGCACGAACACGGACUGUUCGGAUGCCGUAUCGGUGGCGAGCUACCACCCGAUGCAAACCUUCCAAAGAAGGCGAAAAAAAAGCAAAAGAACAUUUGCAAAGAGUUUUCGAAAGUUUUCGAUGUCCAGACGGACUUGGAUGCUUUGAUAAGCGCCAUCAAUGAUGCCGAAAGCAUGGUGCAGAACGCUAGAAAGGAACCGUCGCGUGGCUAUAUCAUACAGAAGAAAGAAGUGCGCCCUGCCAAGGAAGGAGAGAAGGAGGAAUAUUACUUUACCAAUCUUGAGUACCACCCCUACCCAUACAGCCAGAACCGUGGAGAACCGUGCAAGGAGUUCGACUCGUUCGCGACUGCCGUGGACGAAUUUUAUUCUUCCCUCGAAAGCCAAAAAAUUGACUUGAAGGCUUUCGCCCAGGAGCGAGAGGCCCUCAAGAAACUAUCCAACGUGAAGACGGACCACGCCAAGCGUAUCGAAGAGCUUUCAAAGGUUCAGUUGGGCGAUCGGAAAAAAGCGGAAUUGAUUACACGCAAUCAGGACUUAGUUGACAAGGCUCUGCUAGCCGUGCAGAGUGCGUUGGCGGCUCAAAUGUCCUGGACAGAUAUUCAGGAUCUGGUGAAGGCCGCUCAAGCCAACGGAGAUCCGGUAGCAUCGUGCAUCCGGCAGCUGAAGCUGGAGAUAAACCACAUUUCGCUGCUGUUGAGUGAUCCGUACGCAGUUCUCGACGAGAACGACAGCGAAAACGAGAGCGAUAGUGAGCGGGAGGACGACGAGCAAAAACUGGAACAGAUGGUGGUGGAUGUGGAUCUUGCUCUGAGCGCUUUCGCGAACGCUCGUCGGUAUUACGAUCAGCGCCGUUUUGCUGCCCGCAAGGAACAGAAAACGAUCGAGUCGAGCUCGAAAGCGUUGAAGAAUGCGGAACGCAAAACGAUACAAACUCUGAAGGAUGUCCGUACGCAAACAACCAUCUCCAAGGUGCGGAAGGUGUAUUGGUUCGAGAAGUUUUACUGGUUCGUUAGUUCCGAGAACUAUUUGAUUAUCGGUGGACGUGAUCAGCAGCAGAACGAGCUGAUCGUCAAGCGCUACAUGCGUCCGAAUGACAUUUACGUGCACGCGGAGAUUCAGGGCGCAUCCAGCGUGAUCAUUAAAAAUACGACCGGUGGAGAGAUUCCGCCGAAAACGCUGCUCGAGGCAGGCACGAUGGCAAUCUCGUACAGCGUAGCGUGGGAUGCGAAGGUCGUUACCAGCGCGUACUGGGUGCACAGUGAACAGGUAAGCAAAACGGCACCGACCGGCGAGUAUCUGACGACGGGAAGUUUCAUGAUUCGUGGGCGCAAAAACUUCCUGCCACCAUGCCAUUUGGUGCUCGGUUUAUCGUUUCUGUUCAAGCUAGAGGACAGUUCGGUCGAGCGGCAUCGUGGCGAACGAAAAGUAAGAACGUUCGACGACGAAUCGGUCACCAGUCGAGAAGAAGAGCGAUCAGAAAUGUCGGAAUCAGCGGAGCACGAAAUCAAACUUGAUGAUGAGUCCGAUCAGGAAGAGCAACUUUCCGUCGAACAAGGGCUGAAAGACGAGGGUGCUUUAUUGUCGGAACAAACAAAAGAACUAUCGAUUAAGGACCCGUCAACAUCUAAAUCUAACAUUGAUUCAGACGAUGAGCAGCAAGGUACCCUGCCCCAGUUUCCGGACACGCACGUUAAAGUCGAGCACGACACGGGCAAAGUGUCCGUACGAACCGACCCAAUUCUGCAGCGUUUGACAUCGGAAACCGAACGUAGCUCAGAGAUCUUUCUGGGCGAUGAUAAACCUUACAUCAUCCGUCCGGCGGCCCCACGUCUGAAACAGAUCUCAAAGAGCAAGCAAAAGGCGAAGGAAAAGGAACAGAAAGCGAAAGAAAAGCUCAGUGCGCCGGUCAAGGAUGAUGCACUGCAGAAGCAGGGUCAGUUGAAGCGCGGCCAGCGCGCAAAGAUGCGCAAAAUCAAAGAGAAGUACAAGGAUCAGGAUGAAGACGAUCGGAAGAUGAUUAUGGACAUCCUAAAAUCAGCCGGUAAUCAAAAGGCGGCUGAUGUCGCGCAAGAAGAAGAUGAAGAACACCGAGAGAACCAUGCUGCUGACGGCAAAGGUGUAGAUCGUAAACGAACGCCUCGUCUGAAGCCUGGAGAGUUUGAAGAACUCGGUGACGAUGCUCCGGCAGUCGCGGACUUGGACAUGUUGGAUACUCUCACCGGCCAGCCAGUGGAGGAGGACGAGCUUCUGUUUGCCGUUCCUGUGGUGGCACCGUAUCAAUCACUGCACAACUACAAGUACAAGGUGAAGCUAACGCCUGGCACCGGAAAGCGAGGUAAGGCCAGCAAAAUGGCACUGCAAAUCUUCCUGAAGGACAAACAAUGCACGCCACGCGAAAAGGACCUUCUGAAGGCGGUUAAGGAUGAGGUACUGGCGAGGAACAUACCCGGAAAGGUUAAACUGUCCGCACCGCAGAUGCAGAAAGUGCGUAAAUGAGCGGUCUCUGUGUUGGAUGAUGCGCGUAAAUGGAGAAGUUCUGUCCGUCUAAUGUUACGUUUUUCGCUCAA
Molecule: messenger RNA, 3210 nt
Organism: Anopheles bellator
Lineage: Eukaryota; Metazoa; Arthropoda; Insecta; Diptera; Culicidae
Gene: Clbn
Product: ribosome quality control complex subunit NEMF homolog
Exons: 2
Coding region: 41-3139 (1032 amino acids)
Biological process (GO): ribosome-associated ubiquitin-dependent protein catabolic process; rescue of stalled cytosolic ribosome
Cellular component (GO): RQC complex
Molecular function (GO): ribosomal large subunit binding; tRNA binding
Source: RefSeq, a predicted model, not a curated record